UUUUCCAUUUGUCUACGUUAUUCUCUUGACUAAGUCAGCAGGUGAACUUCACGUGAGAUGACACGGCAUGAGAAUCCAACAGGUGCAACAGGUACACUCAGGAUCAUUCUUGUCUAACGUUUUGCCUUGGAGACGAUUCUUAUCGUUCGUCAUACUGUAAGUCCGCCUAGAAAGAAGAGAGCCGUGUCUGUCAGCAUUGGGGUUUCCAGUUACGCAUACGCAAGAGCGUGUUCGGGUUGCUGCACUGAAAAUCGCACGGAAUUUAACAAGGGUCAGACCAGUGACUGGGAACCCAAUGCAUACUAACAAUGUUAAGGAUAAUAUUGCAAGAGUGCUGCUAAUAUUCAGAUAUCUUGGUGUUCUGAUGUGUGCGUAUUAAAAUGUUUUUUUUUUCACUAUAUCGAGUGGCAAACCCAUGUGAAUGGUGGGGUGACAAUGCUGCAACUUGGGAAGACGAUCAGUAAUGUCUUCUGUUAAUAAACCGGGAUUGCUGCCUUGACCACGAUGGGAACCUGUGAACCUGAGCAGAACGCAAGCUGGAACUUAACUCCUGGUUACUCUACAGCAGACGAAAGCGAGAACGCUACUGCGCUCUCAGGAUACAUUUUGGUGAUCCUGACUAUCUUAAUGGUAACACUUAUAGUUGUAGUGGUGGGUGGCAAUGCGCUCGUUAUACUGGCUUUUAUCGUGGAUAAGAGUCUCAGAAAUCAAAGCAAUUACUUCUUUUUGAACCUGGCCAUCUCUGAUUUCCUUGUUGGGGUGUUCUGCAUUCCCAUCUACAUCCCGUAUAUCCUCACCGGACACUGGAUGCUGGGCCGUGGCCUGUGCAAGCUGUGGUUGGUGAUAGAUUAUGUCCUCUGCACAGCCUCAGUCUUCAACAUCGUCCUCAUCAGCUAUGAUCGCUUCCUGUCUGUCACACGCGCGGUACGAUAUAGAGCCCAGCAGGGCAUGACCAAUCAGGCGGUGGGGAAGAUGCUGAUGGUUUGGGUGCUGGCCUUCCUCCUCUAUGGCCCUGCCAUCAUAUUUUGGGAGCAGGUGGCGGGCAAGAGUAUCGUUCCGGAGGACCAGUGCUUCGCUGAGUUCUACUGCACCUGGUACUUCCUGCUCAGUGCGUCCACCUUCGAGUUCUUCUCGCCGCUGGUGUCAGUGGCCUUCUUCAACUUCAGCAUCUACCUGAACAUCCACCGCAGGGAGAAGAUCAGGGGCAGGGUCGGCCACAAGGGGAGGGAGGAGCUGGCCGAGGAGCGAUGGAGGGACUCUAGCGGAGGUGCGUCGGCUGUGUUCUUCAUCAAAACACGCAAAGUGUCGUCCAGCGAGCCGGCGGCCGUGUCUGCGGUGAUCGAGGAGGACGAGGAGUUGUCGCCAUCGUCCAGUGGCGAGCCCAGCAGCAACCAAUCGGUGAGCUUCUCCAUGAGGAAGACAAAAGGCAGGAGGAAGAUCACCGGAGGCUGGACUCUGUCCUGCUCGGGCGCCGCGCCGAGCCACUCGUCCUCGUCCAACGCCCCCUGCAGAGGCGGGGGGCAUUCGAGGCUGUCGCGCGACAAAAAGAUCGCCAAGUCACUGGCGGUGAUCGUGUGUGUCUUUGCCUUGUGCUGGGCGCCCUACACACUGCUCAUGAUCAUCCGUGCGGCCUGCAGUGGGACGUGCGUGGAGCACCACUGGUACGAGGUGACCUUCUGGCUCCUGUGGCUCAACUCAGCCAUCAAUCCCUUCCUAUACCCUCUGUGCCACAGCAGUUUUCGCAGGGCCUUCGCCAAGAUACUCUGCCCCAAGCGCCAGUCCGUUCAGCCACACGCGAUUAUCCAUUCCAGCCAGUGACAACAUGUGACAUGAACAAUAGUUUGUACAGUAGAACCUGUACAUGAUAUUAACCCAUAAAGAUGUACUAUCACACCGAUGUGAAGGGAAUGUUGGGAAAUUAACGUUCUAAAGAAUUUCUGGGUUCACUGAAUUUAAAAUAGAAUUUUAGAACCUCCGAUUGUUGCGGAACGGAAUCUUAUGUUAGAAUGUUCAAAAACCCACACCUUUAAGGGUUAAGGAGGAAUGAAUGAUAUCAAGCAACCCAGCAAUUUAUAUCUAAAUACAAGCUGAGCCGACUUUUUGCCACAAUUGAGUGGGAUGGGACUCCAUGAAUGCAGUCACUAUAAUUACUCUUCAGUGUAUGAUCAGUGUCUAUGGGGUAUCAUCUUGGAUACUGGUAUGUGGACAUCAGUGAUCAUCAACGUGAUUGUUACCAUAAUAAUGACAUUGUUGCUGGACCGUUAGAGAGCAGUAUUUUCCUUCCCGUUGUCACAGUCACAUGCUGUGUAAUGAUCAUGAAUCACAGCUCUUUCAACAUCACAGACUCACUGUUUGGUGAAAAAAAAAAGGUAGGUUAAGUUGUUAUGCCGUGCAUGAAGAUCAUGGGCAGAUUUUGCAUAGUGAGUGCAUAAUUAUUACAAAAAAAAAACAUUGACAACAACUAGUGCAGUCUCAAAAAGACAUUGCUUUACAGUUGAAUGCUAUACCUGAUAUAUAUAGUUUAUGUUUGUGAAAUAACGUGGUGAAUAUUUUUAUGUACUGUUUAUAUGUUUAUACCAGUCAAAGUGAAGAGAAGUAAUAAA
Alosa alosa (allis shad) is the source of this 2603-nucleotide messenger RNA. Its product is annotated as histamine H3 receptor. Gene Ontology annotation, biological process: adenylate cyclase-activating adrenergic receptor signaling pathway. Bases 505 to 1818 code for a protein of 437 amino acids. Gene Ontology annotation, cellular component: membrane. The record is from RefSeq and is a predicted model, not a curated record. The transcript has 3 exons. Gene Ontology annotation, molecular function: histamine receptor activity. Lineage: Eukaryota; Metazoa; Chordata; Actinopteri; Clupeiformes; Clupeidae.